CUUGAGUUUGCUGUCUGCCAUUACUGGCCCCUCGCAUCGAAGGUGUGGACCGUCUGUCGUGCGUGGAAACUCUUUAAAACAAGAUUUGCUCCUGAAAAGGUCACAAUUGUCUUCCAAUGAAUGUUGAGAUGCAAAGACUGUGGUGCCUCUGUGUCACGAAGAUCUGAGCUUCUUAAACAUUAUAUGCUUGAACACAGACAUUAUGGACGCCGCCAUUCCUAUCCAUGCAUCCAUUUAAACUGUCCGUGUACCUGCAAAACUUGGAAGGCACUUUGGCCCACUUGUCAAGAUCUCAUCAGCCAUCCUCACAAACUGAACUAACCACAUUUAAAUGUCUCUUAUGCAACUGCAAUGAACGUUCAACUUUAACAGACUAUUUUCAACAUAUAGCUCAGCAUCUGAAAAAUAGUGAAACUGUUGAUUGUGUGUUUCAGGGGUGUUCGUACAGAACAAAUAUUUAUGGUUCAUUUCGGACUCACAGAAGCAGAAAUCAUAAGAAUUGCUCAGUACAUGACUUAAAGCCUGAAAUAGUAGAGAAACAGGGGUCAAGUUUAGGUGUUUCUGUUGAAAGUGAUUGUUCUGAUAGUGUUGGUUUUGAGCCCCCAGAUUUAAGUGCAGAGGACUUGGAUGAUUCAAGUUUUGAUUUAAAUGACUUGACACAUAAUGUUGAGCUCAAAGUUGCCUCUCUCUUACUGAAGCUAGAACAUAUUUAUCUUGUGUCUAGUGUUGCUGUUGAUGAACUUUUGCAAGAGUUUGACUAUUUAAUUAGCACUGCUUCUGUCCCUCUUAUCCAUCAAACCAUAUCUCACCACUUACGGAAUGGCAACUGUCAAGUAGAUGAAACUGUUCUGCAAGAGUUAGCAUCUACUAUUUGCAAGUCAAAUCCAAUCACAGCAUCAUUUAGUGGUCGUGGCCCACUUUCCACUGCCUGGAAGCGAAAGGCGUACUACAAAAAACAUUUUAAAACAGUAGAACCUACAGAAUUUGUACUCGACUCCCAAAACAAAAAAUCAUUUCAAUACAUCUCUAUACUAAAAUCGUUACAGCAGAUUCUAAGUUGUCAGACUUUUCUAGAUCUGUCAAUCAAUUUGAAAUCUCCUCAUCAAAUUCAAUCUGAUAGAAUUCAGUAUAGGUGCUUUUAUGAUGGUAGUAAUUAUAAAGAAAAUUUGCAGUUGUCAAAAGAGUGUGCAAUUUCACUUAUUUUGUACGUAGAUGAUUUUGAAGUCUGCAAUCCCCUUGGUACCUCGAGAAAAAAACACAAAAUCUGUGGGGUAUAUUGGGCAUUAGGAAACUUACCUGCUAGUUGUCACUCAUCACUAUCUAAUAUAUAUUUAGCUGCACUUAUUCGUAGUGAGGAUGUCAAGUGUUAUGGUUUUGACAGUGUACUGAAGCCCUUAAUAGAUGAUCUUAUCACAUUACAACAACAAGGACUGUUUAUUGCCAAGUUGGGGAAAACUGUGAAAGGCUUUGUUCAUUGUGUAGUAGCAGACAAUCUCGGGGCCCACGGUAUCGCAGGUUUUGUGGAAAAUUUUUCAGGUAAAUAUUUUUGCAGAUUUUGUACAGCAGAAAAUGUAGACAUUCAAACAAAAGAAGUCAAGUCUGGAGCAUUCUGUUUAAGAACAAAGGAAAUUCAUACCUCUCAUCUGAGAGCUAUUGAAGAAAAUUCAUUGAAUUGUCAUUUUGGUGUAAAAACAAAGUGUGUGCUGUCAGAAAAUCUGUCAUAUUUCAGUGUGACAGAGAGUUUUCCCUCAGAUAUAGCUCAUGAUCUGUUUGAAGGAAUUAUCCCAGUUGAGAUUGCUCUUUGUCUUGAUGUACUGAUUUCUAAAAAAUAUUUUACAUUAGCCAAUUUGAAUGAAGAAAUAACAACGUUUCCAUUUAAGUGGACUGAUAAGACAAACCGCCCCCAUCUUGUGCCCCUCACCUACACUACAAAAAGAACAAUUGGAGGAAAUGCACAUGAGAAUUGGAGCCUGUUGAGAUUUCUUCCUCUCUUGAUUGGAGCCAGAGUUCCUUCAAGUGAACCAGCGUGGCAGGUCCUGUGUGAAUUAAAAGACAUAGUAGAACUUGUUGUUGCACCUCUUCAUACUGAGGACUCUAUUUCUUAUCUAGACUUCAAGAUAUCCGAACACAGGGCAGUAUUCCAAGAGGUUUUCUCCCAUGAAAGAAUUCGGCCCAAACAUCACUUCUUGGAGCAUUAUCCCCUGUUGAUCCGCCAGUUUGGCCCCCUUGUUGCACUAUGGACUAUGAGAUUUGAAGCAAAACAUAGCUUCUUCAAAAGAGUAAUCCGUCAUACAAACUGUUACAAAAAUGUAUUGUAUUCAUUAGCCCAGAGGCACCAAUUUCAAACUGCAUAUAAUCUGCACAUGUCUGGAUUUUCUAAGCCAUCUUUGGAGGUUACUGAUCUUUCAACACUUCCCCUUGAUGUUCUGAAUGAGGAUAUUGUACUGGCAGUCAAAGAGAAACACCCACAUAUGGACACUGUGAACCUUGCAAAAAAUGUAUCCUACAAUGGUUACAACUACAGGACUGGAAUGGUGGUAGCCCAUGGGUCGCUGGCUGGACUUCCAGAGUUUUGUGAAAUAGUUCAGAUGAUUGUGCUACAAGAGACACUAUUUUUUAUUGUCAAAAAACUGAAUGCCUGGUACCUGGAGCAUUAUCGAGCCUAUGACUUAGUCGUAUCUGCUACUAAAGAACUACGGCUUGUUGGGGUGCAAGAACUGACAGAUCCCUACCCUCUGGCUCACUACAUGGUUGGCGGACGGCGCAUCAUCUCUCUGAAGAGAUACAUGUAUAAGGUUGUAUAUGAAUGGGUGUAGGUUUUCUCAAUUAAUUUUCUCAUUUUUUCACUUGCUUCUGUUUUAUUAGUCUAUUUAAUUGUCAGAAAAAAAUGCACCCAGUUUGCCAAGAAUGUCCCCUUUUCCUCUAACAGCUCCUGACCUAAUUCUAAUGAAAUAGGCAUAUUUUUUUUGAAGGUAGCAUUAGGCCUUAGCAGUUUGAUUUUCACAAAUAUUGGUAAUUUCCUUUCUCUUUCAUUCAUUCAUUCAUUCAUUAUUUCAUUCAUUCAUUCAUACAUAUUCAGUUCAUAUUUACUGUGAAAUGUCUCAUUUUUUCACCAGAAUUUUGACUAUGAAUUGGCUCUAAGUUAUGGCUAAUUUUGUACCACACCUAAUACUGU
Messenger RNA from Epinephelus lanceolatus (giant grouper), 3175 nucleotides. NCBI's taxonomy places the organism in Eukaryota, Metazoa, Chordata, Actinopteri, Perciformes, Serranidae. The record is from RefSeq and is a predicted model, not a curated record.